GGCGGGCCCCCAUGGUAUCCCAGGAAACCCAUCCGGUAGGUUUCUCCGGGGCGGUUACCGUACGGGUGCCCGUGGGCAUCCCAUUCGUCCGCGUCCAUGCUGCUCGUUUCGGCCUCCUCGUUCUCCGUUGUUCCGCUCUCCGCCGCGCUCUUCUCCGCCUCCGCCUUAAUCCGGUGGAUUUCUUUGCCAACGUUCUCGAUGCGCUUCGCCGUCUUCUUGCCGUCGCAGUUCCGGACGUUCGCGCGGAGUUUGCUGCGCUGCUCCUCCAAGGCGUCCAAGUAGGCGGCGCGGGUUUCUCCGCGGUGCUGUCUGCUGCGGUCCCGAGACUCGCGGCGCAGAUGCGUGCCCUUCGGGCGCACCAAGUAGCGGACACGCAGGCGGUCGGGGUCUUCUUCGAGCUGUUUCGCGCCGUGGCGCUCAGUGGCUCGCUCCGCUCGCAGGCGUUCCGCACGGGUGCCGGCGCUAAGGCUGUCCAUGGUUUUCAAAGCUAAGGCCGAAGGGCUAAACCUUAAAAAUGCGAGGAAUUUGCUAAAGUUGGCGCAAGUUUGGCAGUGUUGGAACACACGAAGCCGCUAAAGGGUUCAAAAUGCUAAAGCUUGACACAGCUAGCAAAAUCCUAAGAACUCACACGGCAGGGGCUGCGUAUGCCUCUAACUGCCAAACCUGGGAAAGCAUAGGAACAGGGUCCAGGGUCUCGAUCAUCAUCAUCGUCAUCAUCAUCAUGCUAGCGCUAAGCCUAGGGCUGAAGGAUCUCGAUCACACUGCUAGCGCUAAGGGUCAAGAUCGUAAGCAUUUGGAUCAGGGUCAUGGUGCUAAGCUUAGGCAUUUGGAUCCGGAGCGGUGCGUAGAGUGCAUCUCGUCAACAGCUACAGAUGCCCUCCAAAAUCAAUGCGUGUGUAUUACGUUCUUCACCACCACAACCUGCACCACUUACGGAAAAAAUAACUUACACUAUGUAUUCCACGCAGAACAAAAAUGUAUCACAGAAAAGAAAAACGGCAUGCUGCAUGAGCUUCCACUUGAGAAGCGCUCGCAUCCCUCGUUUGUUUCUUGUAUCAUUCUACAGUAACAAUACCAGUUUCAAUUCUAGAUGAUUGUAGUGGAGCAGGAGCUAGUGUAUCGGUUAUCGUUAUUCUCUACCAAGUAAGUACAAUACUUCACCGCUCUGGAAAUCUGGACGUAAUCGCGAAAACUACCUUGUAAAAGAAAGAAAGACCCCAAUUGUACUGCGCUUGCGCUAAGCACUUCGUCUCAGAUCAAGAUUGAUGCGUCUCCUGAGAUACGUCUGAAGGAGGUACCCUGAAGCGCUAUGUCGCUUUCGUCUGAUGCUAGUUUUCUUUCUGCUUGUUCGAU
Amoebophrya sp. A120 is the source of this 1353-nucleotide messenger RNA. The record is from the annotation of a GenBank genome assembly. NCBI's taxonomy places the organism in Eukaryota, Dinophyceae, Syndiniales, Amoebophryaceae.